This is a messenger RNA of Exophiala xenobiotica, 1560 nucleotides long. Its product is annotated as chorismate mutase. Gene Ontology annotation, biological process: aromatic amino acid biosynthetic process; chorismate metabolic process. Gene Ontology annotation, cellular component: cytoplasm. Lineage: Eukaryota; Fungi; Ascomycota; Eurotiomycetes; Chaetothyriales; Herpotrichiellaceae. Bases 218 to 1048 code for a protein of 276 amino acids. Gene Ontology annotation, molecular function: chorismate mutase activity. The record is from RefSeq and is a predicted model, not a curated record. The transcript has 2 exons.
CCAGUCGAUCAACUUCCAGGUACCACCAAGUCACAGAUUUGUAUAGCGAUUUCUUGCUGACGGGAGAUUCACCUUGGGAUAUUGACCUUCUAUGGACUUAUAAAAUGGCCUUGGAAUUACUGUGUCUCUCUCUUCUCUCUUCUUGAUAUGCCACUAUUGCUUACAUUUUCCAGCGCAAAGUAAUUUUUCACCAGAGCAAUCAACCCUCAUUCCUGACAUGGACACAGCAUUGGAUCUGUCCGAUGCCUCAAAAGCUCUAGAUUUGGACAACAUCCGCUUUCAAUUAAUACGACUCGAAGACACGAUCACCUUUCACCUCAUUGAACGAGUACAGUUUCCCCUCAAUGCCACCAUCUACGACCCUACCGCUCUGCCUAUACCUACCAUAAACCUUGCACUGCCUCCAGCCAUUUCUCUGCUAGACUACCUCCUCUCCGAGACCGAGCGUCUUCAUUCCACCAUCCGCCGAUAUGACGCUCCUGACGAAUAUGCUUUCUUCCCACAAGUCCUCCAGCGGCCAAUGCUCCAAGCCAUCAAAUACCCCAAAAUCCUCCAUGACAACGACGUCAAUGUCAACCAGAUCAUCAAGGAGAAGUAUAUAAACGAGGUGUUGCCUGAAGCCUGCCGCGAGUUCGGACGGGAGGACCGAGGCGAGACAAAAGAGAACUAUGGGAGCGCUGCCACAUGCGACGUUGCCUGUCUGCAAGCUUUGAGUCGGCGGAUUCACUUUGGCAAGUUUGUGGCUGAAAGCAAGUUUCAACAAGAGACCGAGAGGUUUGUGAAGCUCAUCAAGGCCGAAGACCGCGGAGGAAUUGAUGCGGCCAUCACCAACCAGAAGGUGGAGCAACAAGUCCUCGAGCGAUUACGGCUCAAGGCGAAGACUUAUGGCAAAGAUCCUUCUGCGGGCACAAACGGCGGAGUUGGCGGAGAAGAGAAGAUCAACGUGGAGGCAGUAGUGAAGAUGUAUGCCCAAGUUGUCAUUCCCCUGACCAAGGUCGUCGAGGUCGAGUAUCUCAUGCAGAGGCUCAAAGGGACCAAAUGGGAGUGAGGUUGCCAUACACCUGUUCUGGAUAGGUCCGCAUAGCUUACGCUUGAGGCUUCAAGUACUCAGCAACGUCUUGGACAGCAUCCUUGAACUUGUCGGCCGAGAUCAAAAUGGCAUGACCUUGAGGCUUGAUUCCAAGCUCUUGAAAUGCUCUUUUCGAAUCCGAAUGUCCCUCGUCUUGCUUGGUCGAAUAAUCGUACCCUCCGUGACAGACGGCGUGCCGAUGCAGAACCUCGUCCUCAGGGUGGAAAUACAUGGUCUCGAACGAUGUGCCUGCAGCCUUCUUCUUCUUCUUCGUGGGCCGAUUCUCUUCAGCAUCUAAUUUGGAGGCCACUUCGGUGUAGGUCUUGGAAAGAAUGAGAUAGUGCGAGAAGUUGUAUGGUUCUUUGUCAUCGAUGGCCCACUGAAUCUCUUCCAGUAACAUGCUGUACAUUGGAGGGACAACCUCGGAGGGGACAUUGAUCAGACGUUCUGUGAGAAUGAGGCCGAUCGAGGGGAUAGUAGGUUGCGAGAGG